GAAGUUCCUGGCUCCAAAUGCCAGAACAUAUUCAGAAGAGACCAUGGGAGCUAUAGCCUAGUAAUUACGGACUGAGACCUCACGUAGUUUAAAUAACAAGCAUGUCAAAAACAGUAUGUUUAGCGUAGAGGUAUGCUAGGAUGCGAAUAUAUUAAGUAAUGAUGAGAAUUUCCAUUAUCCAUCACCCUCCUAUAAAUCAAUCUAACUUGAUCAUCGGAAGCUGCUCCUAUGCAUUCCUGAAGACGUGUCAAUGGAAACUAGUCCCCCACCAAUACCGACAGAACACUUAAGAAAUUAUUGAACGUUAUGAUUGUAAAGCAGUUGUUUCGAUGGCACAAAACAGCAAAACCUGCCACUAAUAAAAAUAACAACAGAAGUACUUUAGUAUUUAUUAAAGUGCUGCAAGUUGGAAAAUACGAUGUGCGAAAUGAUGCAGCUGCAGCACCACCUACCCGCUGCCCGGAAUUCGCAUGAACUGCACAAACGCAGCGCUUCUUUUCCUCGGUUCAACCAUUUGCACAGUGACUGACAAAAUGUCACCAAAGAGAAGGGCAAAUCUAUCCACCACAUUAAAUGGGAAAAAGAUCAAGGAAGAUCCUGAAACUACAGAGAACACGUAUUGGUCAAACAAAGAUGCACUGAAACCUUCGAUGCCACAGAAUGACAAGAUCAUAGCGCAGGAGCAGUGCCGCCUGUCUCCCGAGAAUGAGCUUAUUAGCUAUGAGGAUGAAGAGGAGUUGGCCUACUGUCAUGAAAUGAGAACAGACACGUUAACCCUCUUGAUGAAAAUUGAGAAGUUACAAGCUGAACUGAAAUAUGAAAGACAUUGUAGAAUGAUGGCUGAGAAGGAACUAAAAGAGUGUAAAGAGAUGAACAACCUGAUGGCCCAAAUGAGAGACUCAAUCUUUGAGCUGAGGUCUGUCCUGGACCACACUCGACAGGAGACGGAGGACAUUCUGACUGAAGAGGGGGACUCUGUGUGUGUUAUAGAUGAGGAGCUAAGUGGGAUACCUGAGCACUCCACUGAGGAUGAUAAAUUCACAGAACUUCCCGGAGGGCUGAAAGUUCAGAGCAGUCUCUAUAACCGAAUUUCAGAAAUGACAGACUUCAAAAAGUACACUUCUGCAUUGCUGAUGCUCGUGUUCAAUCGAGAAAUUUUGGCCACUCAUUCACUGCAGGGAAGAAAGUCAUCCAAUUCAAAAGAGGACUUCCAAAAGCCACCACUACCCCCAGAGGCACUGGCAAAUAUCAUUGAGCAUGUGAAGAUUAAAUUUGGCGUAGACACCAGCUUAAUCCGAGCUGCAAUCAGAACCAAACUAAACAAUGAAGACAAAAUGCUAAAGAAGAGACUGAGUCAUUUUUAAAACACACAGGUUUUCCUAAAUUUAAAGAAGCAGAACCCACCUUUUAUUCCAGCAAAGUUUGUGUAAAUGCAGACAUAUAUGUACGCACACGCUAAGUUACUAUUACUCUUAAUGCUAUCUCAAUGUGUUGUGUAAUUGUAAACAAAUAUGCCUCAAAGCUUAUCAUGUUGCAAUUGCUUUGAUAAUUAGAAUAAAGAGACUGAUGAGAAUUCA
Messenger RNA from Anguilla anguilla (European eel), 1577 nucleotides. RefSeq lists its product as uncharacterized. The record is from RefSeq and is a predicted model, not a curated record. Gene Ontology annotation, cellular component: nucleus. Gene Ontology annotation, biological process: negative regulation of Notch signaling pathway; positive regulation of neuron differentiation. The transcript is spliced from 7 exons. The coding region runs from base 471 to 1364 and encodes 297 amino acids. NCBI's taxonomy places the organism in Eukaryota, Metazoa, Chordata, Actinopteri, Anguilliformes, Anguillidae. Gene Ontology annotation, molecular function: transcription corepressor activity; DNA binding.